AUGGAAGGAAAUGUUGAAAAAGGUCAACAAAAUAUUUUGGCAAAGACAGUUUUGAGAGGACAUGAAAGAAGUGUUGAAUGUGUUGCUAUUAAUAAUGAUGGUACUCGUGCAAUUUCUGGUUCUUUUGAUAAAUUUGUUAAAGUUUGGAAUAUUUCUGAAGACAAUUCAAUUGACAAUAAUAUUGAUGAAGAAAUUUCUCCAUCUUCAAGAAGUUCAAAGAGACCUAAAAUUGAUCAAGUUGUUAAUACGAAGACUCCAAUGGUAACUCUACAAGCACAUAAGGAGGCUGUUGUGGAUAUUAAAUGGAAUCCCUUAAAUUCGGGUCAAGCAGUUAGUGUGUCUUGGGAUCAACAAAUUUUGGUUUGGGAUUUGGAAAUGGCAGGUCCAAUAACAAAUUUGCCUUCAAAUAGAGCAUUUUCUGCACUUUCACUAAAUCCUAAAAAUGGUAUCGCUUUGACAGCAUCAACUGAUUCUUUUAUUAGAAUGUGGGAUUUAAAAAGCAAAGAAGGUUCUCUAGUUAAAAAUACUUAUUGUGGACAUCUUGCCUGGGUAUCCGAUGUUUGUUGGUCUCCUUUAAAUGAAUAUUUAUUUUCUUCUUCAAGUUUUGAUGGAACUGUGAAGAUGUGGGAUACAAGGAGUCCAAAAGCUGCUCUAUACGAUUUAAUGGGACAUCAAGACCGUGUUUUAUGUGUUGAUUGGUCAUCUUCUGAAAGAAUUGCUAGUGGGUCAGUUGAUUGUUCAGUUAAAGUAUUUUCUUGUUAA
Molecule: messenger RNA, 762 nt
Organism: Meloidogyne enterolobii
Lineage: Eukaryota; Metazoa; Nematoda; Chromadorea; Rhabditida; Meloidogynidae
Source: the annotation of a GenBank genome assembly